AUGGCUCCCUUGGCACCAAUUGACUUAUGUGGAAUGGUUCAAUCGCAGAUGGAGACUAAAGAUUCAACUCCUCGGUUCCACCUCUACAGACUGGUUCUCUCGCAGAGCACCAUCACCGAUGAUGUUCUCCAGCAUCAGUGGGAAGGGGAUGGGACAAUUGAGAACCCGUAUCUUGUGGAGUGGCUGCACGACGAUCCUCGCGAUCCCCAUCAAAUGCAAGAGUGGCUAAAAUGGUCCAUUACUCUUCUUCAGGCCGCAUCAUUUCUCUCCAUAACAUUCGCCUCGUCUUCACUUUCCGCCGCCAAUCCCCAGAUUCAGGAUCAUUUUGGGGUUAGUUCCGAGCUGGUGGUUGCGGAUACCUCGUUGUUCGUGCUCGCAUUUGCCAUUGGUCCUGCGGUUUGGGCUCCUCUUUCGGAACUAUAUGGUCGACAAGUGAUAUACUUUAUCACCUAUGGAAUGACGACUCUCUUUGCUGGGGCGACCAUCGCAAGUCCAAAUAUUGCAACUCUUUUGGUCCUUCGAUUUUUGUCUGCCGCAUUUGGUUCAUCUGCCAUCUCCAACGCUGGUGGAGUGGUUUCUGACAUGUAUACCGCGCGAGAUCGAGGCCUCGCGACAAUUGCUUUUAUUGGAGCUCCGUUCCUUGGCCCUAGCCUUGGGCCUAUUGCUUGCGAUUUCUUGGCAGUAUCCAAAGGUUGGAAGUGGGUUCAAGGACUUACUACAAUCUUCAAUGCAGUGGUGUUCUUGGUGGGAAUUUGCCUAAUUCCCGAGACAUACUCACCCGUUCUCCUGCAAAAGAGAGCGGCAAAACUCAGCAAGAUGACUGGUGCUGUCUACAAGAGCCGACUCGAUGUGGAGCAGGGGCAUAAAACCGCCGGCCAGGUCUUUACGAAGACAAUGGUGCGCCCUUGGAUUUUGCUCUUUUUAGAGCCAAUCGUGUUACUCCUUUCAAUCUACAUGGCUAUCAUCUACGGUACAAUGUAUAUGGAAUUUGCAGCCUUUCCGAUCGUGUUUGAGGAAGCCCGCCAUUGGCCACAGAGCACUUCUGGGUUGUCAUUCUUGGGAAUGAUGAUUGGACAGAUACUUGGAUGCGCAUAUUCUAUUCUGGACGAUGGCCGAUACAAGAAAAUCGCCGAUAGUAUUAGCUUUGGUCGCCCUCCCCCCGAGGCACGACUCAUUCCUGCUAUGGUCGGAGCUGUGACGCUCCCCAUUGGCCUGUUCUGGUUUGCGUGGACCAACUUCCCUAGAAUUCACUGGAUUGUCUGCCAGAUUGGAACAGUAUUAUUUGGCUUCUCUCACGUCUCCAUUUUUCUCAGCGUGGUCAAUUACCUCGUGGAUGGCUACACUGUCUAUGCCGCCUCGGCGCUGGCAGGGAAUGCUGUCAUACGAGCCCUCUUCGGCGCAGCCUUUCCUCUCUUCACCACGCCCAUGUACGAUCGCUUAGGUAUCCAUUGGGGCUCUUCGAUCUCGGCCUUUCUCGCCGCUGCUUGUCUCCCGUUUCCCUGGAUAUUUUACAAAUACGGCCCUGCGAUUCGACGCCACUGUCGAUAUGCGGCUGAGUCUGCCCGUCAGCUUGAUGCUAUGACUGAUCGGAUGAGAGUCCAGGCGGAGCAAAAGAUCGCGGGCGAAAAGUCCUCGGAGCAGUCCGCAAAAUCUGCGAGCUCUCCUUCCGCUGCAGCCAAUGAGGAACCCAAUCUCUCUCGAAAGACGACCUGCCUUGAGAGACACGUCAUGGCGCUGGGGCGACUUCCACGUCAAUGA
Molecule: messenger RNA, 1758 nt
Organism: Aspergillus udagawae
Lineage: Eukaryota; Fungi; Ascomycota; Eurotiomycetes; Eurotiales; Aspergillaceae
Product: MFS transporter
Exons: 3
Coding region: 1-1758 (585 amino acids)
Biological process (GO): transmembrane transport
Molecular function (GO): transmembrane transporter activity
Source: RefSeq, a predicted model, not a curated record